Molecule: messenger RNA, 1152 nt
Organism: Solanum tuberosum (potato)
Lineage: Eukaryota; Viridiplantae; Streptophyta; Magnoliopsida; Solanales; Solanaceae
Product: TGACG-sequence-specific DNA-binding protein TGA-2.1-like
Exons: 4
Coding region: 101-916 (271 amino acids)
Biological process (GO): DNA-templated transcription
Molecular function (GO): sequence-specific DNA binding
Source: RefSeq, a predicted model, not a curated record
ACUUGUAGGCUCACACCAACUACUUCCCACGAAAGUGGAGCAAAAAGCUCUAGUAUAUAUAAGUCAUGGGGUGAGCUCUUUAUGCAGAAUAUUUAGCUGAAUGGAUGCAAUGGGUGAUAGGGAAGGCCCUAGGCUUGUGAGCUCCACUGCACUUUGGAGGGGUGAACGCCGGCCAGCCCAAAUCGUCCAGGUAUCGCAGUUGGAGCAGGACUUUCAGCGAGCACCUCAACAGCGCGAAAGUGGGUCCUUACCAUUUGAUACAGAAUAUAGUCGAUGGUUGGAAGAACACACCAAACACAUCAAUGAAUUGAGGACUGCUGUCAAUUCACAUGCAAGUGAUCCUGAACUGCGAAGUAUUGUGGAUAAUGUCAUUGCACAUUACGAUGAGGUCUAUAGGAUGAAAGCAAAUACAGCCAAGGGUAACGUAGAGCAUCUCUUGUCAGGGAUGUGGAAAACCCCUGCUGAGCGGUGUUUUAUGUGGAUUGGUGACUUCCGCCCCUCCUUACUGCUUAAGCUUCUAGGCAAUCAGUUAGAGCCUCUGAGUGAGCAACAGUUAUUAGCCAUUGAAAACUUGCAGCUGUCAUCCCAUAAUUCUGAAGAUGCUCUCUCACAAGGUAUGCAGGCGUUGGAGCAAUCCUUGGGGGAGACAUUAGCCAUCGGAUCUCCAUUUACUGAAGGGUCAUCAGGGAAUGUAGCUACUAAAUAUAUGGGUCAAAUGGAAAUGGCUAUGGGGAAAUUGGCGACUCUUGAAGCUUUUUUCCAUCAGGCAGACCUCCUGCGUCAACGAGCAUUGCAUCAAAUGCAUUGCGUAUUGACAACCAGACAAUCAGCCCGUGCUCUUCUUGCAAUAAGUGGAUACUUCUCGGGUCUUCGAGCUCUCAGCUCUAUUUGGCUCGCCAGACCACGAGAGCAAUAAGCACAAGCACGACAUGCAUUGCAGUAUUCUGCUGAAAUUCGGACACUACUUUGAUACACUGGCCAGUAUAUGAUAUGCAGCUUAGUUGCUAUAUUUUAAAGUGGUAUUGUAUGUGCUUGUGGAAGUGCAAAUUUUGUUUUUCAUAGUAUAGAGAUAUUUAGCAGGGAUGUUUGUAAUUUAGGGUGUGUUUGGUAUGAAGGUUUUUCAAUUUUCUCAUGUUUGGUUGGGUUAAAUGU